CGUAUUUGAUAAGACAACACGACAUUUGACAUACUGUUGUGCUAAACAAGUGUUUGGAAUUAUAUCUCAAACAUUUAAAAAUUUCCUGAAUAGUUCUACGAGUUUUAACAGCUACUUUAAAAGGAACAAGAGAAAAAAGCCGCAUAAAAAAGCAUAAAGUGUUUUUCUUACAAAAAAAAUGUCCUCGACAGACUCUGAGUCUGAAUGUGAGUUUCCAGUUUCUUCAAACAAAUGGAGCGGCAAAGACAAGCAGUAUAAACAUUACCAAAAUUGCAAAAAAGAAACGCUAUACGUCAAGAAUGAAGGAAAGUGGGAAAAAACACAACCAGAUGAAAAAAGUUUAAAGAAACAAGGAAUUCAAGGAAGCGCCGCUGGAAUGACAAUGGGAGUUGCCAGGGCCGGGGAAACCAUGUUGAUUCGGAAUGGUAUAGGAUAUGCAGCCUGCGCAGACACCAGUGCGGCUAAAGCAGACACCCAGGUUUCUGUUACUGAGCUUGCUAAACUGAAAGUUCUAUCUGCUGCAGCCGAAGCAAAAGCCGGUAAUGCAAGCACAGGAGCUAUGGCUACACCGUUGGGUGCACAAGCAUUUGCUAGCGCAAAUGGUGCUGAAGCUAGCGCAAGUGCUGCUCUUGUUGAACAUGUUAUCGAGGCUAGUGCAAGAGCGGUUACUGCAGAAGCACAAGCUAAUGCAGGCGUUGGAUUGGCGCAUCUUGGAGCCUAUGCAGGUGCCUCGGUGACGACAGCAAAAGUUGAUGCAGGCCUUUCUAAUAUUCCAUUUGCACAAGUUAGUGCCCAAGGACCAGGUGCCGGAGCCGAAACCGGAGUCUCAUGGAAGUAUACAGGAGGAAGCUUUGGAGCACAUGCUGGAGAAGCACAGGCUGGUCCCUUUGCGGUACGAGCUGGAGUUAAAUUUGGUGCUGGAAUUCGAAAUGGUGUCCCGGAAGUUGAUUUGGGGCCGGUGACGUUGCCAUGUUCAAUAAUGUAAUUAAAUGAUGAUUUAAAAUGAUAAUAUUUAUACUAAUAUAA
Molecule: messenger RNA, 1026 nt
Organism: Hydractinia symbiolongicarpus
Lineage: Eukaryota; Metazoa; Cnidaria; Hydrozoa; Anthoathecata; Hydractiniidae
Exons: 3
Coding region: 179-985 (268 amino acids)
Source: RefSeq, a predicted model, not a curated record